Onychostruthus taczanowskii (white-rumped snowfinch) is the source of this 3173-nucleotide messenger RNA. RefSeq names its product fatty acid hydroxylase domain containing 2 (gene FAXDC2). The coding region runs from base 718 to 1713 and encodes 331 amino acids. Gene Ontology annotation, molecular function: C-4 methylsterol oxidase activity; iron ion binding. Gene Ontology annotation, biological process: sterol biosynthetic process. Lineage: Eukaryota; Metazoa; Chordata; Aves; Passeriformes; Passeridae. The record is from RefSeq and is a predicted model, not a curated record. The transcript is spliced from 10 exons.
CCUUAUUGCUUUUAACAAAUACACCUUUGACCCAUUCAGUUGCACUGGCAGUAGCUAUUUUGUGCUCCAACCAUGAGUUAGUGAAUUAUAAAAACUACUUACCUUUAUCAUGUUGGUGGCUUUUUUGUUCUCAGGUACAACGAUGAAAAACUUACAGGGAUGCAGAGACGCAUUCCACGUGCUUAACUGAGUAACAGCAUGCACAUACACACGGGGAACACUGCCAGCACUAACAGUGACAUGGCACUGGCUUCACAUGACUUGUCUGGGAGGGGACAGGCAGCUCCUGCUUAGAAACACACCCCCAUUGCCCUUGCCUAAACCUCAUAAAGUUUCGACAGCGGUAGUGAAAAGUGAGGAGUUGAACUCUGGGCUCUGAAUAGACACAAGGACCUCUCCUAGGCUACCAUCAGCAGGUGGUGAGCAAAGAACAGGCAGCCAGAGUUCAAGGGUGCUUGAAAAGAUAUGAUAGAGACUUUGAGGAAGUCAUUAAAAGGCAAUGUCGUGUCUGUGUGAAGUCCAUUGUCAGCUUUUCUAGGAACAGGGUUUCCCCUAAAAUCGUGCAGUGCUUGGUAGGACAUCAAACAACACCACGUCUGGUCCUGUGUCUGUCCACACAGAGUGGCUGAUAUGCAACUGUUCAGGUGACCAGUUUAUUCCUCCUUUCUGCAACGCUUCAAGAAGAGUACUCCCAAGAGGCUUCCCUCCAUCUUCAAGAUGGAAACAGACUCUGGAUAUUCCUCCACAGCUGAGCUGCAGAAGCAGGGAAAGAAGCUCUCGGAUGCCUUGAGGAUCACUGCCUAUGUCUUCAGUACAGGCCUGCUCAUGUUCACUGCCUUAGUGAACACUGCUUCUUGGUUUAUGCAGAAUAUAACUGUAGGCAAUUUCUGGCAAACAGCAUGGUUGGAGUUCUACGACCAUAUGGAGGGAGAUGAGUGGACAAUCUUCCUCGUUGGGGCUGCAUUGGUGCCUGCACUUGCUUUCUGGGGCUUCAAUGGAAUCCUUCUGGUGGCUGAUAUAACAGGAAAGCCAACUUUCAUUACUCGCUAUCGCAUUCAGCUGGGCAAGAAUGAUCCUGUGGACAGAAAGAAACUGUGGAAAGCCAUCUACACAGCGCUGGGUAAUCAGUUCUUUGUCUCCUUUCCCAUGCUUGUGCCCAUGUUCUACAUCAUGCAAUGGUGGGAAAACACCUUCAGCAAGGAAUUACCAACCUUCCAAUGGUUUCUUGUGGAGCUAAGCAUUUUUACUGUAUUAGAGGAAAUUCUCUUCUACUAUACACACAGGCUUGUUCACCACCCAGUGCUCUAUAAGCACAUUCACAAGAAGCACCACGAGUGGACAGCCCCCAUCGGUGUGGUCUCCAUUUAUGCUCACCCAAUAGAGCACAUAGUCUCCAACACUCUGCCUGUGAUGACUGGCCCGAUGAUUAUGGGAUCUCAUAUUGUUUCAGUCUCAGCAUGGUUCUCCAUUGCUCUUGUAACAACGAGCAUUUCUCACUGUGGCUACCACCUGCCCCUCCUGCCAUCUCCAGAGUUCCACGACUUCCACCACCUCAAGUUCAACCAGUGCUACGGAGUGCUGGGAGUGCUGGAUUUCCUGCAUGGCACGGACAAAAUGUUCAGACAGACCAAAGCCUUCGAGAGACACAAGGUCCUGCUCAGCCUCACACCACUCUCUGAAAGCAUCCCAGAUCCACCCAAAAAAGAGGAGUGAACCAGCUCAGCAGCUCUUGCCCAGCCUGGUGAUGAGCAGAGUGAGAGACAAUGAUUUAUGCCAAAUAGUAUUUUAAUCAGGAAACAAAUUCUUGUCCACACAGAUCAUGAAGCUGAAGUUAAAUAUGCUGCUUUGAAACUACUGCACUUUUGUUGCCAUUGUUUACUAUAUAAGACACUUAUUAAAAAAACUGCUCUAGAAAUGUUUUUAAAAUUUAAUGGUUUAUCUGUUACUUGCCCUGUCUCUUGGUUCCAGCUGCCUGUGUAUGAGCCCAGUGUGUUCUGGGCCACAUGGCUCAGGGUUCUCAUUAUUAAGGUUUUAGCACCAGACUCCACAGGUGAUUAUUUGGCAUCUCUUGUCAGCACUCACUCUACAGAAACAUCAAAGUCACUCCAUCUCUGUGUGAUACAAUUAACACACGCUUUUGUGACUCAGAGCACCUGGAACACAGGACACAACCCCGUGGAAAAUCACUGGGGCCACAGCUUUAGAAACACUCCCUUCACAUGCAACAAGGCCUGGCUUCCUGUGAGCAGCUGUCAUGCACAGGAGGUGAGUACAGGGCUGAAGUGGGGCUGCCACAGCCUCAUCACUGCUCCACAGACAGCUGCACACAAAGGGAGUUACCCCUUGUGGGGACAUGGAAGGAGAGCUGGGAGCUGAUGUGCUUCAUCUCCUCCUCCUGCUGAGCCUCCCCUUGCUCUGAGGCACAACCAAAAUUCUGAUAAAUUCCAGAGAUUUUCCAAGGAGAGCAGAGUCCCUGCUGUCCUGAGCUGUGUGGAGAUUAAGGAACCCCUCUAAGAAAGGAGCCAAGAAAGCAGCCCCCAGAACAAUAUGCACAUUGCCACGUACCCACAGACCAUCCAAGACAUACUGUGAAUUCUCUCAAGGAUCUUCCUACGUCUCAGUCCUGCCUGGGAGGCCUGCAACAAAAACACCACAUUUCUCCCCAGUGCUAGAGCAGCCCCUCGAGGAACAGGCACACAGGGCUGACCUGUGCUGCACUGACCAUGGGUCAGCCCAGAUCUACCUGUGGAACCAAAGGCACUUCCCCUGCUCCUCUCCAGUGCCCACAACUGCACCAGGAUGAACCCAGCCCAGUUACCUGGGCAGUUCCCUGGGGAGGGCAAGUCAGCAGAACAGAAAACCCAGGCACCACUGUCUUUUGAACUUUUUAUUUUUAUACAUUUUUUUUGUAUUAAAAAGGAAAAAGCAUAAUUACCACAAAUUACAAAGGACUAAAGCAUUACUAGAAUAAUGAAUCACAUCAGCCUAGAAAGCAGAUACUCUGAAUAAUAUUAAUGUUAUAAUACAAGCUCUCAUUCAAGUAUUUUACAUUUUUCUCUUUUCCUUUUAUACGUGAUGAUGAUCCUAGCACAUGGGUCAAAGAUUAUGUACUAUCGACAGAGAUGGAUCAUGUACAGCAGGCCGUAUUAACAAGAUUUUCCUCCCAAGUGAUA